GCACAUUAUUAUUCACAAUGAAAUUAUAAGAUAGGGAUAUUACUGGUAUAAUAAGCGACGUAUAAUAGCGAUUAAUCGAUAUUUGCUCGAGUGGGGAUGCACUUAGAGAAAUGGACGAUACUCUCUCUCAGUUCUGUUCUCAUAUUCGAACAAAUGUAACGUCGAUACUGAUUUUCACUUCAUCGCGUUCACAACUGUUGACGAAUGAUAGCGACAACAACGAUCAGUCCGGGACUAAAAAUCGGCCUUCAAUGUUUUGGUGUAUGGCCCAACGUGCCAUAUUCCAUUGUUAAUUGUCUUUUUGUUAUGUCGAGCAUUCUGAUCGUACAAUACUUUCAAUAUCUGUAUGUAUUCUCGCACUUUAAGCUUAGCGAGCUUUCAAAUCUUGUGGAUGGCCUAUCUUCGACUUUAGAGAGCAGUUUGAUGUUCAUUAAAGUGGCUACUCUUUGGAAGAAUCGUCAUCUCCUUCAUCAACUUUUGGCCGCGAUGAAUAACGACUGGCGUGAGUGCAAUAACAUCGAUCAACAUAAGAAUAUAAUGACAAUUAAAGCCGGUAUAUCGCACUUUUGUUUCAAUGCUAUGUUGAGUUUUAAUACAUUUGCUGCGAUACUUUAUCUCUUGGGUGAUUACGUGAUUCGUUUUGUAUAUCUAACAAAAGAUUACAAUAACAGUUCGCUGCAAUUUCCUAUCAAGGCACAGUUUCCCUUUGAAACGGAGCAAUCGCCGAUCUUCGAAUUGCUCGUCUUAGUCUUAUUUUUACAUACGAUGUCAGAUUCGUUCGCGAUCGUUAUUGUAAACGGAUUGAUCUUUAGUUUGGUGUUUCACGUGAGCGGUCAAAUCGAUAUCAUAUGUCAAGGCUUCAAAACUAUUUCUAAAAAUAUUCAUAGUGGAUCUUCCGCAUCUACAUUAGGAAUGCUAAUUGAGAGGCAUAACAGAGUCAUUUUGUUUUCCGAACAAAUUGGAAAACUUUUUUCCUUUAUCACGUUGAUGCAAAUUGCUGCGAAUACUUUAGUUAUUUGCUGCAUAGGGUUUGUCAUCACAGUUUCCUAUCACGAGACCAGUGUCUUCGUAUUAUUGAAAGCCAUUUUAGCUUACGUUGCUAUAACGAUAGAGGCCUUUAUCAUUUGCUUAGCCGGAGAAUACUUAAGCAUUAAGAGUAAAUCUGUCUCCGAAGCAGCAUACGAAUCACUGUGGUACGACAUGCCAUCAAAUCAAGGUAAAAUUAUAUCAUUCAUGAUAAUGAGAUCACAGAAGCGUCUAGUAAUCACAGCAGGGAAAAUCGUGAAUCUAUCCUUGGAAACUUUUGCGAGUAUUAUAAAAGCAUCGGCAUCAUAUGUAUCUGUUUUGCAUGCAAUAUAUUAAUAUGAACAAGUUUACGACAAUGAUUUAUUAAAG
Molecule: messenger RNA, 1395 nt
Organism: Cataglyphis hispanica
Lineage: Eukaryota; Metazoa; Arthropoda; Insecta; Hymenoptera; Formicidae
Product: odorant receptor 4-like
Exons: 6
Coding region: 205-1362 (385 amino acids)
Biological process (GO): sensory perception of smell; detection of chemical stimulus involved in sensory perception of smell
Cellular component (GO): plasma membrane
Molecular function (GO): olfactory receptor activity; odorant binding
Source: RefSeq, a predicted model, not a curated record